AUAUGAUAAUGGAGGGAUUUAGUACAUUUAAUUUUGAGCAGCCGUGCAAAUAAUUGACUUGAUUAACUUUGAAAAAUGAAAUAUUCAUUGUCAUUAUUUAUUUGUUGUAUUGGACUCUCACAAGCAGCUCUCUACAUACCAGACGAUCGAUUACAGUGGACGGCUAGUGACAUUGAUUGGCCAUGUGAGAGUACGAAAAAUUUAUAUAAAAAAUAUGGAAAAUAUGUAUCAAAAAAUAUUAUUGCUACUAGAAGUGUCAUUUACAAAGAUGAUGCUAUUGUUGUAUUACCCAGGUUCAAAUCAGGUGUUCCAAUAACUCUUGGAAAAAUUCCAUUAAAAUGUAAGUUCGGUACUCCAACUCUAAGUGCAUAUCCCUGUUGGUCUUUACAAGAGGAAGGAAAUUGUGAGGCUCUGCAAAAUGCUGUCGAUAUCUUCUUGGAUCCUCAAGACAUUCUUUGGGUGUUAGAUACCGGAGUGGUAGACAGUAUGGAAGAUAAUCCAAUAAGAAGAUGCUCACCGAAAGUUGUAGCAUUUAAUUUGAAAAAUGAUAAAAUGGUUAAAGUAGUGGAUUUAGGUGGUUUAACAACCGAAUCGUCUCGUCUUCAAUAUGUCAUCGCUGACUAUAGUCUAGAUGGACGUUUGUUUCUUUACAUAACCGAUGCAGCAGCUCGUGCUAUUGUCGUGUAUGAUGUGACGUCUGGUCGUGGAUAUCGCGUUAUUCUACCUGAACAAAUAGCUGCGGAUAGUUCAACACUAGACGUCUUGUAUCCGGCGUUAAUUCGUCAACCUGAUGGUUCCAAUUCUCUUUUCUUCUCUUAUCAUGGAAGCUCUAGAAUCUUCUCAAUAGAUACAAGACUGCUCCAAAGUGAUGGAGUUAAUGGAAAAAUUGUUGAUCUUGGCUCUAAACCAGAUACAAUGUUUUUCCUGGGAACAGACAAUGGAAAUGCUUUGUUCUUCAGAUACGAAGGAAAAUCAGACAUUUAUCGAUGGGACACUAGUACUAACUUUUGUGCGGAAAAUUUCUUAAAAGUUUCUUCCGGCAAUGAUUUCACCUUAGCAACCGAAGUAAUUCCUGAUUACAGAAGAGGAAGAAUGCGUAUACUAGAAUCCAACUUCCCUGAUUUUAUUCAGGGUACAGUAGGUUGUGGAAUAGAACACUCACUUUCCAUUUUAUAGAUUAAUUUUAUUCACCUGAUCUCAUCAAUCUUCAUUGGCCCUUCUAUCGGAGAAGUAUUGGAAACAGUAGCUCAAUGGUCAUUCUUAGAUUUUGCAUUACCUUAUGACAGAGAAUUCAUCAAUGCAUUUCGUCCAGAGAAUACUGUACCAACAGGAUUUGAAGCUACUGAGCAUCGAGUUUUUGUGAGCAUUCCUCGAUUACGUUCCGGUGUUCCUGCGACAUUAGCAUCAUUUUCUCGUAACUUACCUCGUGGAAGUAGCCCUCAAUUGCAAGCAUAUCCAUCAUGGGAUUGGCAUCAAGCUGGGCGAGGUGAUUUCAACUGUUCUGGUUUGAUUUCUGUGUAUAGGAUCCGUAUUGAUCGAUGUAAUAGACUAUGGGUUGCUGAUAGUGGUGUCAAUACAUCUCUUGAAGAUUUUCGACCUGUUUGUCCACCAAAACUUCUGGUGUUUGAUCUUCAAACGGAUCAAUUAGUUCGUCAAAUUGUCUUCCCACGACAGGUCCGUCGUCCAAGUACUCUUUUAACAAAUUUGAUCAUUGAUGACACAGAGGCAAAAUCUUGUGAUGAUGUUUUUGUUUAUUUAACCGAUACCAUUGCUGCUGGAAUUCAAGUAUUCGAUGGACGAACUGAUAGGAGUUGGAGAGUUUCGCACUCCUCUAUGCUUCCCCAUCCAGAUUACACAAAUUAUCGGAUUGGAACAGACACAUUUGAAUUAAUGGACGGAAUAGUUGGCUUUGCAUUUUCACCUCGAGAAGGCAUAGUUUAUUAUCAGCCUCUAGCAACAGACCGUAUUUUUAGUGUACCAGCAUCAGCACUCAAAUCAGGACCUCUACCUUUUGGUCAACAACUUCCAGUAACUCUAGUAGGCAAGAAGUCAAGUCAAGGAUUGGCAUUAGGUGUCGAACCUCGUGACGGCACAAUUUACUUUUCUCCUCUCACUGAAACUGCCAUUGCCACUUGGAACCCCAGAACUAAUAAACAAAGAAUCAUCGCUCGAAGUCCGAAAGACUUACAAUUUGUAGCAGAAAUCAAACCAGUGGAUAGUGAUAACGGGAACUUUUGGGUUUUAUCAACAAGAUUUCAAAAGUUUUACAUUCAAAACGUCGACCCGCAGGAUAUUAAUAUCCGACUUAUGAGAAUCAAACCAAAUGCUGCAGUAGCACCACCACCACCACAAGCACUCUAUCAACUUGGCCUUCAUUUCCCUUACAAUUUAUACAACACAUCUUUUUUUCCGGGUUACUUUCAUUGAAAAACAAAACAUUAGGCAACUAAUAGUAAACUAAUUAAAAUCACUAGCAACUAUAGGAUUAAUAAUCAUGUUUAAAUUCUGAAUGUAAAUAGAGAGAUCACCGAUUGCAAAUACUAACCGUUCAAUUGAUCAAGUGUUACUGCAGGUAUGGAUGAUGAAUGUAAAAUAAAAAGAUAAAAUGUAAAUAUUAUAAUUGACUAACUGAUUCCCUAUAAAAUGAUAUAUUUUUUGAACUCA
Messenger RNA from Chelonus insularis, 2664 nucleotides. RefSeq lists its product as uncharacterized. The record is from RefSeq and is a predicted model, not a curated record. The transcript is spliced from 8 exons. Gene Ontology annotation, cellular component: extracellular region. NCBI's taxonomy places the organism in Eukaryota, Metazoa, Arthropoda, Insecta, Hymenoptera, Braconidae.